Molecule: messenger RNA, 4639 nt
Organism: Pelobates cultripes (western spadefoot toad)
Lineage: Eukaryota; Metazoa; Chordata; Amphibia; Anura; Pelobatidae
Source: the annotation of a GenBank genome assembly
AUGAACACUCCGGGCCUGUCUGCAAACUCGGGGCAGAAAGAUGUCCAAGGGCCCAUGGAGAUGGUGUGGGAGAUCCGAGGUCUGAAUUUGGACCAAACCGAGGAGGAGCCCUUCCCAGCCACCCAGAUUAUACAUAUAAAGGAACAGAAACGUGGGCUGCUCUAUAAAACCGGCCAGACACAGACUGAAAGGGCCCUAUUAAAAUCAAGGGCGGUGAGUGGUCAGAUAGUGAGUGAUUUCAAUGGUGGUAGAGAAAUGACUGGUCAGGAGGCGGCUUUCCCUGACAUUGGCCACUCCUGGGGCCAUUAUCGUGCAGCCAGUACUCAAACUGGCCAACACAUGGACACACAGCAGAGGAACAAUCAGACCAUCCCCAGCAUCACUUGUUUCUUAUCAAAUAAAAGAAAAAUCAAAACAGAAAAAAAUGACGAUGACGAAAUCGCAGAGCAGUUGGAGAAAAAGGAUCAAAUUGCCCAGCACCAAGACAUGUUUAGUUCAAUCUCCAAAGACUUAGGAAAGCCAAUAAUUGUUCAUGCCCUCCCGCCGGCGACCAUGGUGCAACUCCAACCAAUAUCAGUGUCAGAUGUAGUCAAAAGUUCCACUCUUCCCCAGAUACCGUUUCCAUUAAAGAUACAGUCUUUAGCAGGGCCUUCGAAUAAAUUGCAAAGUAAAGAUGUUCCUCUUACAGUGCUUCCUUCAGAAGCAGGUAUGUCACGUUUUAAACAUAAAGGGGGGGAUUUAGAAGUGUCGCCAACACUGUUACGUCUAAUUUGUGGCUUUUUUUUUUUUUUAUAAAUUCUUUAUUUAUUCCAGUAGAAGACACCAAUACAAUAACAAAACCAGCAAAAAAGACUUAUAUACAGUAGAACAGUGACAAAUUCACGAUGGUACCAACAUAUUGAGAAAUACAGUUGUUAUUCAUAUUAAUAACUGAGGCAAAACAGUUCAGUUCCGCAGUACAAGUCUCUAUAACAGUGGUGUUUAAUUUUUGGUAAAUUUUUAACACUAUUUAUUAAAUCGGUUGCUUUUAUUUAAUCCAUUGCUUUUUUUUUGUGGCCUAACAAGCAUUGUUUUGAAUAUACGCAACCAAAAUAUAUCUUUCUUACCACUACUGUUUUUCUGCCUCACAAAAUUUGGGGUUUUCUAAAAUUGAAUUAUUUUGCUAAAACUGUCAGAUUUUAUUAAGAAGACAACUGUCAUUUUUAGAUCAUUUUAAAACACAUGAUCAAAGUAAUGAUUUUAAAAAACAAAACACUGUAUUUUCAGAACACUUUAAUAAAUCUCCCACAGAGUUAUUUUGUGUAAAAUUAGCAGUUUUAUUUUGUAUCUCUCUAUUACAGUUUUUGUGUUUUCCCAGUUUUAAUAACAAUUAUUCAUUUCUAACUGAUUUUUAGUAAUUUUACAUACUGACAAUUCUGAGACAAUUCUGAGAUAUAGAGAGUUUGUCUACACUCUAUAUUUUGCUAAUUCUCCUGCUUAUUAAAUACAUGUCAAAGAAUAUUGACCUGUGUGACCUAGGUUGACCUAUGUGAACUAACAAGCUCUUUCUUUGUAUGUAUGUUAUCAUCAGGAAGUCACAUUGUGAUAUUCUGUUGCAGACACAACUGUAAUCUUUAAAACACAUUGAUGCUUCAAUCAAAAUAGUUUUAUUCUUAUUCAGAUAUAAUUUUAAUUCAAAUAAAACUUAUGUAAAGAUAAAAAUUCAAUUAACAUUUCAAAGAGACACACCAUGCGCUGUAGUGGUUUUGAUGUCAGGAUUGCCGUGCCACUUCAUAAAGUAAGUAGUUGAACUAUUUUAGAACAAUUUGAGUUCUUACCUGGGAUUCACCGGGCAGUGCAGCCUUUAGAGAGCGUGAAGCUUAUUGGCUAUGAACGAUCAGCUGACGAUUUCAGCCUGCACUGCAGUUCCAAGCACAGUAGAGCUAAUGGAAAAAUCCAAAGCAGAAGCUUCCUGCUUUCUGAAAACUGUAGUGGCAUCUCACAGAUCCCAUAUAAGAAGUGAAAUCGCUCUAAAAUAGUUUGACAACUUACAAAAGGAGGGGGGGGGGAGGGCAACUGGACACUCCUGGCACCAUAACCACUACAAGGCGCUAUUUGACUUGUGAUCUGGGUUUCCCAAAGUGCCGCCCCUUUGCUAGUGGCGGCUCCAGACUUUGUGAGGCCUUAGGUGAAACUCAAACAUGAGGCCCCCACGAACAUCCAAAGUAAAACAAAAAUAGGGGUUGUAUUGUGGGUGUAUAAUGAUAUAAGAGCUAGCGUCUGUAUUCAUUGUUUAGAGGCUUGCAGUGUCUAAAGUGAUUGGCCAGAGCUCGCGACACACUUGCCACAUGGUCUUAAGCUCUGCACACAUGCUCAGACUAAAUGGAAGGGCCACCGGGUCCCGUCCUAUUGUCGGAUCCUUGGUCACAAACCGAGGAUCCGACAGGUCACUGUGCACCAAGGCUGUUUAGGAGGCCGCGAGGCCCCAGUAAGUGCAAGACCAUAGGCAGCAAGAUAAAUGGCAUAAUUAAAGAGCCACGUCUGCUCCCCGCCUCCUCAGUUUAGGAGCUUCUGUGAGAAAAGAAAACAAAUGAAACAAAGUCCGCGGGGAGAGUCUGCGGGUAGACACACACCCGGGGGUUAGUGUCUCUAUCUACAGAAUCUGAUCACCAGUGAGGGUACCUCUGGGCUUAACCCUUUAGUAUAAUAAAUGCAAAAAGAAAAUAUGUACACCUCACACACUGAGGGGAUGCUGCCUGGAAAAUAGAAACAGUAACUUGUUGUGAAUAACACUAAUCUAUAUGAUACAUACUUGGGACAUAGUUACAGGCCUUAAAAAUGCUUCUCCUGAAGGGCGGAGCUUGACCAUCACCCUGAGCAGAUUCCAUGCUUUCAAGCUCCUCCGAACAAACACCAAAAAUCUUAAAUAAAUCAAAAUCUAAAGCCCAGCCAGACCCCAAAAGCUAUCAGCUAAGACCCUCAACGUUCCCCUAGGUGAUAGAUGCCUUUUUUUCAACCGAAGACCCAGCCCGGAUGGAGACGGAAAGCCGGGGCCUACCCCACGUUAUCCCUGCCGAGCCUGGAAGCGCUCCUACUACAGCGUGUAAACGACAGCUCCCCCCAGGCAUCACCCAACGCCAUAACCCAUACACCAGCAAUGGGCCGACGAUGUUCCAGAGACCUGUUCAGCCCCGAUCCGCACCGGCGGAGUCCACACAGCAUGCCGCCAGUACGUGGCCCAACACCCAAUCUCAUUUAAACGAGCAAACAGAGGCUGCACAGCUGACAGACACUCACCUGAAGACUCCACACCAACGACCAGACAAGAUCUAAAGGUCCUGUUGGCGGACUUUCAUAAAAUACUUGCUGCUGAACUCGCUCCAAUAAAAAAUGACAUGAAGGCCAUCACAGACCGGGUACAGGCCUCGGAGAGAGACAUUGCAGACAUCCAAACACAGAUGCACAAGCUCCAGACCUCGGUCCAACAAAUCUGGUCCCAUCAAAGAGCCAUCUCAGUUCAAAUAACGGCCAUGGAAGACCGCCACCGCCGCACCAAUAUUAAGAUAAGGGGCAUAUCAACAGCAGUCACAGCGGACGAGCUCCCUCACUAUGUCAGACGUUUACUGACCUCCCUCCUGCCACAUGUGAUGGCUAAAAAACUGACAACCGAGGAAAUAUACCGCCUACCAGGGCCCACAGGGACAUCAACAACGGUACCGAGGGAUGUCAUCUUCCGGUGCGCCACAACACACAACAAAAUACUCAUAAUGUCAGCACUAAAGGGCAAAACCCCCCUGCAAUUCGAAGAAGCAUCCCUGACGUUUUACCAGGAUCUCACAAAAGCAACCCUCCAGUGGUGUAAAACGUUCCAACCAGUGACUAGCCAGCUUCAGUCAGCCAACAUAAGCUACAGAUGGGGAGCGAACGGGUCCCUGACAGUGACCAGAAAUGGCAGCAUUCAAACACUUCCCUCAAUGGAAGACACCACACCGUUCCUGACGGCCCUGGGCCUGACACACUUACUGGAUAACACAGGACCGAGAGCCUCCACCUCUACAUCAGUCUGGGAUCCGGCACACGCAACACCCUUCGUCCCAAGAUCGAUGACUGCUGGAACAGCGGGACCGAAUUCAAACCUCGGGAAAGAUCUGACAUCAGAAGGCUGCUCGGCAGAAAACCUGCCAGCCACACCUGCUGGGUCUAAGCUCGCCUUGGGACUGUCGAUUCAGGACUUUACUAAGGACAUGACUUAGAUAACGUAUAACCUCAUGUUCUCCCAGUUUCUCCCUCCCUCCCCCAUACCCUAUACUUAAGAUUAUGCAAUUGUUCACCUACACAAACACAAGAACAAAGCAAGCAAUCGUGCAUGACACCCCAGGUUGGGAACACCACCACGGCUCCAUCCCCCGUAAUGGGGAUAGACAACACCCCACCACAUGUAACGCUAGAGACAACCUCUGCAUCUCUCACUCAUCCUCCCCCCCCCUCGCUGCUCCCAUGCUUAGGAACCACUAAAAGCAAUACAAGGCGCAGAACCAAACACUCCCCCAGGAGUGAAACACACAAACAUAACCCACACACCUUGUACCCGACGAGGCUACACAACACGCCACUUCACAAACCCACAAGCUGGGCAUCCCAACUCCAGGACCUUCCAUGA